CGCGUCUCGUAUUGCACCUACACUAUGAUUACCAUGCUGGUCUUCACGUCCGUCGUCAAUCGUUCUUGCGCAUUCCACGUGAAAUGCCCGCUCACCCUGCCGCCUUAUCCGGCUCAAGAUAGUGCGGGCCAACUAGGGCUCUCCUCGCUCCAUCUCAGCUGCAUCCCAGCCGUGGUCUCGACCCGAAGAAUUCCAACCCUCCCUUCUCCUAACCAAUCCCACAUCCCUCACAUGCUUGGCAUUCCGAGUGCUACCACCUACGAUUAUGUCGCGUCUGCUUUUGUAAGGCUACAAUGCCACUGCUUUUCCCCUUUCUAGCCCAGUAGGCAUACACCUGCUGUUUUGCCAAACAUGCUCAUCCGGUCACUAAGACGGAUUCCGCCAUCGCUGCUCCUCCUCCUGGUCUUCCUCGCCUUCUUUGGAUGGCAGCUCAGUCAGGGUCCUAACCAUGAUGCCCCUGAAGCACCGCGUGCCGAGGUGGGGAAGAAGUCGCCGAGAAUCGCGGUCCUGACCUUCAUUACGCAGCAGAGGUCGUAUGUUUACCUGUCUGUGAAGAAUAAAGACCACUAUGCCCGCCGCCAUGGCUACGAUCUCUUCGUCGACUACGAAUCGCAUACCGAGCGCGCCGUCGUAUACUGGAAAUUCAACAUGGCGGAGAAGGUCAUCAAAUCCGGCAAAUACGACUGGAUAUGGUGGUUAGACUUCGACACGCUCAUCACCAACACCGACAUAAAGGUCACGGACAUAAUUGAAGAAGAACUCCGCAACGCGACGAACCCCAAUGACAUCGAUUACAUCGUCACCCACGACUGUAACGGCUUCAACGGAGGCUCUUUUCUCAUACGCGGACACGAGAGGUCACUCAAAUUCAUGUACGACGCGUGGGCUUUAGAUGAUGACGCAAAGGCAAAGGGUGAGAAUCUGAACGAGCAGGACGCCUUGUUCAAGUUGAUGAAAGAGGACGAGGCGGGCGCACAUAGGGUGCACAAAAUGCCGCAGUGGAAGCUCAAUGCUUUCCCGGAGGAGAUUUCUUGCUUCGACGAGUUGAGAAAGCCUUGGGAGCACGGCAUGUUUGUUCUGCAUUUUGCGGGAGCAUGGGCACAUGUCAAGGGUGAGGAUCCUACCGGUUAUCUUAUGAAGAAAUAUGAGGGAGACAUUAUUUGGGGGGAUUGGAAGGACUUCUAUUAAUGAAUGGAUUUGAUGAAGACGGAGAUGGACUUUGGAGUUUUGGGAGCUAAGCAUGAUAUCCAUGGAUUAUUGUUUCUUCUUUGAUCCGUCCAAUUUCUACCAAGUCACUCAGUACAUUUCCCAUAAUAAAGCAGCAGCAGCGAAACCCAUCUCCUAGUUUGCAUUGGCGAUGUUUCAUUCGUGAAGUCAUGGUGUGUUGUAGCAGCAUCGUGACACCAGCCGCGAGUUUCCAACCUCUCCAUCUUUGCUACUGGACUCUCACUAUGACGCUGGCCUGUCCCAUUCAUCUCAUGUUGGUAACUGCAAAAGAUGAUAGCUCAGCGAACACUGCAUUUUUUUUCGUGUUCAAUAGAACAACCUAGGCAUAUGUAGAGGCAUUUCCUUCACUACGGGUGAACAUGUGUAGCAUCCUCCGAAGGUAAGAACGCGUAGAAAAUAUCUUGCAGUCCUU
Molecule: messenger RNA, 1639 nt
Organism: Cucurbitaria berberidis CBS 394.84
Lineage: Eukaryota; Fungi; Ascomycota; Dothideomycetes; Pleosporales; Cucurbitariaceae
Product: glycosyltransferase family 34 protein
Exons: 2
Coding region: 352-1188 (278 amino acids)
Biological process (GO): protein N-linked glycosylation
Cellular component (GO): Golgi membrane
Molecular function (GO): glycosyltransferase activity
Source: RefSeq, a predicted model, not a curated record